AUGUCCCUCAUAGCCAUCGGCCAACUGACAUCCACCUCCUCCCUCCCCCACAACCUCACCCAAUGCCGCACCCUCAUCGCCCGUGCCGCCUCCCUCAACUGCAAAGCCCUCUUCCUCCCCGAAGCCUCCGAUUACAUUGCCUCCUCCCCCACCGAGUCCCUCUCCCUCUGCCAGCCCACCAACAAAUCCGAGUUCGUCACCGGCCUCCGCGCCGAAGCCAAAAAACACAAACUGGCCAUCCACGUUGGCAUCCACGAGCCAAGUUGGACAGACCCCAAGACCAAGAUCCGCAACACGGUGAUCUGGAUAGAUGAGAACGGCCACAUUGUUCAUACCUAUCAGAAGGUGCACUUGUUUGAUGUUGACCUGGGGGAGAGCGGAGGGCCGGUGUUGAAGGAGAGUGCAGUGGUUGAGGCGGGGGAGAAGGUCGGGGAGGUGUGGGACGUAGAGGGGGUGGGGAGGGUGGGGAGUGCGAUUUGUUUUGAUAUGCGCUUCCCGGAGAUGAGUUUGGCGUUGCGACGAAGGGGCGCAGAGAUCAUCACAUAUCCUUCUGCUUUUACAGUCCCAACAGGAAAGGCACAUUGGGAAGUGCUUUUACGGGCGAGGGCGAUAGAGACACAGUCUUAUGCCGUUGCUGCUGCGCAGGUCGGGAGACAUAAUGAGAAGAGGGUUAGUUACGGGCACAGCAUGAUUGUUGAUCCAUGGGGCAAGAUCGUGGCCGAGAUCAAGGGGCGUGAAGGAGAAGACAAUCCAGAGCCAGAGAUUGCUACUGCUGUGAUUGAUAGGGAGCUGCUGGCCAAGGUGAGGAGGGAAAUGCCGUUGAAUCGGAGGAUGUGGGUAUUUUCCUUGCCUUGUGUCACGGUGGAAGUCGCUGACGCUGUGCAGAGAUGUUUAUCCAGAGAUUUGAUAUCAACGUCGGUGAAUGAGAAGCACAAAUGA
Podospora anserina S mat+ is the source of this 939-nucleotide messenger RNA. RefSeq lists its product as uncharacterized. The record is from RefSeq and is a predicted model, not a curated record. Gene Ontology annotation, molecular function: hydrolase activity, acting on carbon-nitrogen (but not peptide) bonds, in linear amides. Lineage: Eukaryota; Fungi; Ascomycota; Sordariomycetes; Sordariales; Podosporaceae. The transcript is spliced from 2 exons. The coding region runs from base 1 to 939 and encodes 312 amino acids.